CAGGUAAAUACAAAUGAUCAUAUUAUCACUUUUAUGAUUAUUCAUAACUCUCUCUCUCUCUGAAUUGACCAUUUUGUUUUUUUACAGAAGAUGAUCGCAAACAAAAUGAGUUGCUUCUUCAACACCGAACCUGCACAAAAUGUUACUCUCUAUAUCUCUAUCUCUCAUUGUAUUCCUUUUAUGUAUCUGUUGCCAACACCUCUCCCGCUUCCGCCAUAGAAGUAAAGGUGUCGACCUACACCUUUACUGCUCCAGCUCCGGCCAUUCAGGGGCUUCUCGGUUUCCAUUUUGUGUCCUAGCUUACCACAAAGGUGUUCCUGAUGUACUCCAAUGGUUACGGGAUUCCAAUAGAUACCCAAAAAGAAGACCACACAGAAGUAGAUAUGAGAUUGGAGACCAUCUUCGUGUACACUGUGAGAACUUAAGUGAAUUUGUUGACGAUGCUAAAAGAUCGGUAAGAAAAAUGGAUUAUCGCUUUGAUCGAUUUCAAUCGACUUCAAUAAGGAGUUAAAGUGUCGUUUACAUGAAUACAUAGUUCUAUCCUUUAAUCAGCUUCCAGAUUGGGUAUGGGCUUUUCAUUUAUCAUAUCAAAUGCAGUUGAUUUAAUAAUGUUCAUGUUUCUUGAUACGAGUCAUCAACCAAAUGCAAAUUCAGUUACACAAGCAAAAGGUUAUAGAAAGUUUCAAGACACUCCCUAACAAGAAACAGAUGAAGAUCUUGAAUUCAGAUCCCUUCUAACCAAAUUUAAAAAGGAAGCAUUCACAUCGAGAACCCGUGCAUUGAUCUAAAUAUGGAGCAGUUGUAACUAUUAUCUGGAUUUACAGGUUUUCAGGUAGAUGUCGGUUCCAAACGAUGGUGUAUUUCCUUACAUUAAUCUAAUCAGAUGUGGCCACCACCGGAGAAUAAAGAGUACCCGACAACUGAUUCAGGAAUGAUAAACAAAAGGGAAAAAAGAAAGGUUAGAUACAAAGGAGCAGAAUAUUAGUAGAUUGUUGACUGUCAUGAUCACAAAAUUGUGAACACGCAAUCAGAAGUUUUUUCCAAAAAAAAAGUUACAUCAAAUUAAUCAGGUUAAUUUUAUUAAUAUAAAAAGUGUGCAGGGGCAAUAUGGUCCUAAAAAUGUAAUUUUUUUUAACAUUAAAACAUU
Lactuca saligna is the source of this 1147-nucleotide messenger RNA. The record is from the annotation of a GenBank genome assembly. NCBI's taxonomy places the organism in Eukaryota, Viridiplantae, Streptophyta, Magnoliopsida, Asterales, Asteraceae.